AUGAAGGCCCUUGCCGAAGUCGUGGUCUCUCAAUUCACUGAUGAUGUCGCAAUAUACACAAGCCAACCAACCGUAGCGUCUAUGAAAUCAACCUUUGAGGAAACAGCAAGAAUAAUAGACACCAACCUCAGCGAGAUUGGACGUUCAUUGUCUCCAAUGAAAACGCAACUCGUGCAUUUCCAUCAAAGCAAAAAACCGCCCACACGCACAAGGAUAAAAAUCAAUGACCACCUAAUCCGCUGCUCUCCAGAGGCAAAAUUUCUAGGAGUCAUAUUCGACCAGAGAUUAUCAUUUAAGCCCCAGCUUGCAAAAACCCUACGAUCCUCACUCAAAUCCCUUAACAUCAUAAAAUUCCUCAGAGGCACAUGGUGGGGUGCUCAUCCAGAUACCCUACUAAUAAUCUUUAAAUCCUUCGUUCGUUCAAUCAUCGAUUACAGUUCAUUCAUCUCAUCCCCAAUCUCUAAACUAGACACGAAUAAGCUUGAACGACUUCAGUACGCUGCGAUUCGGUAUUGUCUAGGAUACAGAGUAUCUACUCCAACUAAUGUCCUACUUGCGGAGAGUAAACUUCCGCUCAUUGAAAAACGCUCAAUCUUUCUCUGCAAGAAUUUUCUUAUCAAAGUUCUGUCCAACCGCAAUUCACAGGUCUCGUCGACCAUUCACGCCAUGAUUGAGAAUGACGAAUUUAUACCAAAUGACAAAAAACGUAUGAUUAAAAAGUGCAUACGAGAGUUAAUCCAGAUGAUCAAAGAGUUGUGCAUGGAAGAUCAUUUCAACAUGUACCUGUACGAAUACAGGACAAUCGUUGCUAGUCCUGCUAUUGAGGACGAGCCAACAGAAACCUCCCCAGAAAUAGAUCGUAGGCAACGAAAUGCCAUCAAAAUUUUCACUGACGGUAGCAAAGAACCAAACGGGAAUUCUGUGGGCUCGGCCUGUUUCUCACCGCGUCUCAAGUUGGCGAGAUCUCUCAGCAUCAAUCCCCGGGCAUCGGUGUUUACCGCUGAAUGUCUGGCGAUUGAUGAGGCCAUAAAAAUCGCUGUCAACUCACCCAACCAUGAUUAUAUCAUUGUAACGGACUCCCUCAGUGCCCCCACUUCGUUAUCACGACCAACCCAUAACAUCAGAGACAAUAAAAUGUUACUAGAAAUAAAAAAAACUGAAGAAUUCAACCAGAACAAUAACAAUCAAAAUAGCAUAAAAUUUGAGUGGGUUCCCUCGCAUACGGGAAUUGAGGGUAACGAGGAAGCCGACCGACUGGCCAGGGAAGCCACGGAUUUACUCCCCAACUUCAGACUCCCAGUACCGUUUACCGACUUUAGGGAAUAUAUGAAGAAAGAGUCUCUAGAAUCUACCCUAGAAAUUUGUAUAGAGGAAGGGAGAAACGACAACGCCAGAGGUAACGGCAAAACAUUUUUCAAGGAAUUCUACAGAGAUAGCAGAAAACCCUGGUUCCACAACAAGGAAUAUCGGCGGUCAACGAUAGCAUGGGUCAAUAGAGCCAAGGCCAACCACUAUCACCGUGCAGCCUCCUUGAAAAGAAAAAAUUUUAUAAAUUCAGCUGAAUGUGAGUGUGGUUGCCCUGACGAGGACAUUGACCAUGUUCUCUGGGACUGUCCUAGACACGACGCUCCCAGGUGUAGAAUGUACUGUUCAUUUGUGAAGAACCAACUCUGGCGUCCUUAUAGCAGCAAAAAGAUUCUAAAAGAGUUAGACCCUAAGUGCAUUGAAAUUAUAUCGACCUUUCUCCAUGAGAGCAAUCUGAGAGUGUAA
Messenger RNA from Diachasmimorpha longicaudata, 1770 nucleotides. RefSeq lists its product as uncharacterized. The record is from RefSeq and is a predicted model, not a curated record. The coding region runs from base 1 to 1770 and encodes 589 amino acids. Gene Ontology annotation, biological process: DNA replication, removal of RNA primer. NCBI's taxonomy places the organism in Eukaryota, Metazoa, Arthropoda, Insecta, Hymenoptera, Braconidae. Gene Ontology annotation, molecular function: RNA-DNA hybrid ribonuclease activity; nucleic acid binding. The transcript is spliced from 2 exons.